Cyprinodon tularosa is the source of this 2063-nucleotide messenger RNA. Its product is annotated as coatomer subunit gamma-2-like. Gene Ontology annotation, molecular function: structural molecule activity. Lineage: Eukaryota; Metazoa; Chordata; Actinopteri; Cyprinodontiformes; Cyprinodontidae. Gene Ontology annotation, biological process: endoplasmic reticulum to Golgi vesicle-mediated transport; protein secretion; intra-Golgi vesicle-mediated transport. Gene Ontology annotation, cellular component: COPI vesicle coat; Golgi membrane; endoplasmic reticulum. The record is from RefSeq and is a predicted model, not a curated record.
CGUGGAAGUAGCUCCCGGUACAGCCCAAGCUGAGAGCGUCUGUUUGUCCUUCAACUGCAUUCAGUCAAAAUGAUUAAAAAAUUUGAUAAGAAGGACGAAGAAUCGGGAAGUGGAUCAAAUCCUUUCCAACACCUGGAGAAGAGUGCAGUCCUGCAAGAGGCGCGUAUCUUCAAUGAGACCCCUAUCAAUCCAAGAAGAUGUCUCCACAUCCUCACCAAGAUCAUCUACCUUCUCAAUCAGGGAGAGCAUUUUGGGACCACAGAAGCCACUGAAGCUUUCUUUGCAAUGACAAGGCUGUUCCAGUCUAAUGAUCAAACCCUGAGGAGGAUGUGCUACCUGACUAUUAAAGAGAUGGCAAACAUCUCUGAGGAUGUCAUCAUUGUUACCAGCAGUCUAACUAAAGACAUGACUGGUAAGGAGGAUGUAUACAGAGGUCCAGCCAUUAGAGCCCUGUGCAGGAUUACAGAUACCACCAUGCUGCAGGCCAUCGAACGGUACAUGAAGCAGGCUAUUGUGGACAAAGUGCCCAGUGUGUCCAGUUCAGCUCUGGUCUCCUCUCUGCACAUGGUGAAGAUGAGCUACGAUGUGGUGAAGCGCUGGGUGAAUGAAGCCCAGGAGGCUGCUUCCAGUGACAACCUCAUGGUCCAGUACCAUGCUCUCGGCCUGCUGUAUCAUCUUAGGAAGAACGAUCGUCUCGCUGUGACCAAGAUGCUCAACAAGUUCACCAAGUCUGGCCUGAAGUCCCCAUUCGCCUACUGCAUGCUAAUCCGCAUUGCCAGCAAACUGCUGGAUGAGACGGAGGGAGGUCAUGACAGCCCCUUGUUUGACUUCAUCGAGAGCUGCUUGAGGAACAAGAACGAGAUGGUCGUUUAUGAGGCUGCUUCUGCCAUUGUCCACAUGCCCAACUGUACCGCCAGGGAGCUGGCUCCGGCUGUUUCAGUGCUCCAGCUUUUCUGCAGCUCCCCUAAAGCCGCCUUGAGAUAUGCUGCUGUUAGGACCCUCCAAGAAAUUGCUCCUGUUGCUACAAGCAAACUGCCAGAAAAGUUGGGUCCAUCACGCCAGGACAUCUACCAAGAACAACUUGCAUCCAUCCCAGAAUUCCAGACCCUCGGCCCGUUAUUAAAGUCGUCAGAAGCAGUACAGCUGACAGAGGCUGAGACAGAAUACGUGGUUCGCUGCAUCAAGCACACAUUCGCCCGACACAUGGUGUUCCAGUUCGACUGCGCAAACACUCUGAACGAGCAGUUGCUUCAAAAGGUGGUAGUUCAGAUGGAGCCAUCUGAGGCCUAUGAGGUGGUCCACUACAUUCCAGCACCCAGCCUCGCCUACAGCCAGCCUGGGUCCGCCUACACUCUGGCGCAGCUGCCUGAUGAUGACCCUACUGCCGUGUCGUGUACAUUCAGCUGUACAAUGAAGUACCUGGUGAGGGACUGUAACCCCAACACAGGAGAGCCUGACGAUGACGGUUACGAUGACGAAUACGUGCUAGAAGACCUGGAGGUGACCGUUGCAGAUCACAUUCAAAAAGUCUUGAAACCUAAUUUCGGAGCAGCGUGGGAGGAAGUGGGAGACGAGUACGAGAAGGAAGAGACUUUCGCUCUGGCGUCUGUGCGAACGCUGGAUGAGGCGGUGGGGAACAUCAUCAGCUUCCUGGGAAUGCAGCCUUGUGAACGCUCCGACAAAGUUCCAGAAAAUAAGAACUCUCACGUCCUCUUCCUUGCUGGCGUUUUCCGAGGAGGCCACGAUGUGCUGGUUCGGGCUCGUCUGGCGCUGGCUGAUGGCGUCACCAUGCAGGUGACGGUCCGCAGCAGUGAGGAGACCGUUGUCGAUGUGAUCCUGGCCUCUGUUGGCUAGAAAUCUGAACCCAGCGCAGCCAUUUAGCAUGUAACGACCCUCAUCCAUCUCUUUGUCAGUCUUUAAACUUAAACUCGUUCUUGUGGCUAUUUCAACCAGAUAAAUGUUUUAUAUCUUCUAUAUAAACUAAAACAUUUCUGUCUUUUUUUCCAUCUUCUGUUCUUAGAAAAUAUUGUUUCAGUUUCACAAUAAAGUAAAUCAGAAUGCAA